AUGUUGCGCGGCGUCGCGGCACACGCGGUGUGGCGGCCAAGCACCCACGUGCUCGGUGCGCUUCUUCUUUUCCUCCUUGCGUGCGUGGGCGUCAAUCCUGCUGACGCCCGUGUAACAUCGCCAUUCUCGGACGCGCGUCGCCUGAAUCGGACCUCAAGAGCUCUGGAGUUGCUUGCGAUCAGCGGGUGCGAGCGGCCGUCGCGGCCUGGUAGGAGUCGGGAAACGUACCGAUGUUUCGCCGACAGAGCGUCGAGGCGUCCCGUGACGCUCACAAUCCGUGGACGGGGGUUUCCGCUGGACGCCGCCGUGCGGAUCUGGCUGCGAGAGCAUUCCGCAAUUCCACUCCGCUGCGGGGAGGGAAAAGGGGAGUGUGACUUGAUUAGUAUAGAGUGCGUCAACGUGCGGCGGUCGGCAAUGUUCCCGCAGCAGCUUUUGUCAUGCACGCUUCCACACCCUUCCACGAAGCUCCAACAGAAACCGCACUGGCUCCGGCGGCUCGAACAAGGCGCCAUCUGGAUGGAUGUAGAGCUGCAGCUGAUGACAAGAGAGGUUAUGAAUGCAACCGACACGCAAACUCAGGAACGCGUUACUAUUGGGGUUCUGAGCCGUGCCGUGCAGUUAACUCUUGCCGAGGAUACUUCCAACGCCGGAAUGGACGAGAGCGAUCUUCACACGUUGUCUGAAGACCCCCUGGAACUUCUUUUUCAAAGCAAGGAUGGCUUGUCGGAUGUCCAUAGCCAGUGGCUUGCACUCGGCAUUGGCGGAUUAAGGGGCGAGUUGCAUACACUUUACCGCCGUGUCUUUCUUAGCCGCCUCUCUUCUCUUCGUGGUGUGGUUGAAGCGUUAAAAAUUCCACACGUACGUGGGGUGCUACUGCACGGUCCCCCGGGUAAUGGAAAGACGCUCAUUGCCCGCACCAUUGCCACCUUACUCGAUGGCAGUGCGAGGGUGACGAUUGUCCAUGGAGCCGACAUUCUCUCAAAGUACGUGGGGGAUUCUGAAAAGCAACUGCGAAAGCUCUUUAUGAGUGUUGCUGACGAGGGUGAUGAGGGUGAUGAGGGUGAUGAUAAUGUGCCGGGGAAGAGACACGAGGGGCUGAGAGGAGGAGAGGCGAAGAGGCAACUGCAUAUCAUUAUUAUUGAUGAGAUUGAGUCGCUGUUUAGGCGACGCGGGGGGUCGAGUGAUGAGAGCUCCGCCAAGGCCCUCUACGAUGGUCUGACAAAUGAACUGCUGACGCUCAUGGACGGCUUGGAGGGGGCGGAAAACAUUCUCGUCGUUGGCCUUACCAAUCAGCUGCACGUCAUUGACCGUGCGUUGCUUCGUCCCGGUCGGUUUGAGGUGGUGAUUGAGAUCCCCCCGCCAGAUCUUGAGGGGCGGAGGGAGAUGCUAUUUAUCCACACACGUGAGCUGCGCGCGGGCCACCACCUCGCACCCGAUGUGGACCUGGACCUUUUGGCCACUCGCACCGGGGGGUUUUCGGGGGCCGAUGUUGCCGGGAUGGUCAGGGCAGCCUCGAGCUACGCGUUGGUACGGUACCGCGAUGCUCUUGGGAACACCUUUGCGGAACCCGGCGGUGCGGCCGCCGAAGACGCACGCAACGCGGUACAGCAAUUCCAGGUAUCGAAUGAGGACUUUGAACUUGCUCUGCAGGACGUAUCGGAGGGCAAGGCGCAGACCACGCCAGGGGACCAGCUGGGUGAUAGCUAUUAUAAUAAUAGGAAUGGUGAGAAACAUUUUCCAAUUGUCGACUACGAUGGUUCUUUCAGUCGGAACAAGAAGGUGGCGCGUCGGUUGCUGCAAAGUCUCCUCCGCAGCCGUGUCGCGAGUGCCGCUGUUAUCAUUAUUUACGGUCCACCCGGCACGGGGAAAACCACACUUGCCCUGGAGCUGCUGCGACUUGGGCGCUUUGACCCCGCAGCGUAUCUAACCGGCAGGGUGCUGCACAGUCACUCGCAGGAUAAUCCUUUGGAUGAGAUGCUCGCCACCCUGCGUGGUGCGCUUCACGCCAAAGGGAAUCGCAGCAUCGUAAUUGAGAAUUUAGAGCAUUACCUUCGAGGCAGUGGUCCGAUGGCUGGCGAGGUUUUGAAGUUGGCCCUCCAGGAGUUCAGAGAGGCCACCUACUCACAAUUACCUUCCCACGUUCCUGGGGCCGCGGAGAGCACCUCUUCCCUUGGCAAGCGCUUGCUGAUUUUGACGACCUCCGAGAAAGAGGUUCUGCAUGACUUGAUGCAAAGCAGUUCGUACGAUUUGCUGCUUUCCCUUCGCUUGAUAGAACGCAAAGACCUCAUGCCGUUGUUGCAUCAUUACUUGAUAAUUCCCUCAAAAAUGCCAGCCGCGGACGAGGUGCUACGCGCCUAUCCGCCACGACUUAGCUACCGUCAGUUUCUGAGAAUUACGGAUCUUGCAUUGUGGAGGGCGCAUGAGGCCCAGCAGGGUGCUAGUGCCGCUGGAGAUCACCAGGACGCCGCGUUGUUCUCCAGAGUAAAUGCCCUUUUUCUUCAGGCUGGACGCGGCUCCGUCGGAGACGGCAAUGCGCUUUCUCUCAACAGCAAGGAACAUUUAAGGAAAUUUGCUGCUGCUGUUCAGGAGAUUGUGUCGGCGAUGGGCUUUGUGGACAACUUCCAUGACUUGUUACCGGUGGAUGACACUGUCGACGGGGACGAGAUUUCCUGGUGA
Messenger RNA from Trypanosoma conorhini, 2676 nucleotides. Its product is annotated as putative vesicular-fusion ATPase-like protein. The transcript has a single exon. Gene Ontology annotation, cellular component: Golgi stack. Lineage: Eukaryota; Euglenozoa; Kinetoplastea; Trypanosomatida; Trypanosomatidae. The record is from RefSeq and is a predicted model, not a curated record. Gene Ontology annotation, molecular function: ATP binding; ATP hydrolysis activity. Gene Ontology annotation, biological process: intra-Golgi vesicle-mediated transport; SNARE complex disassembly; Golgi to plasma membrane protein transport. Bases 1 to 2676 code for a protein of 891 amino acids.